CGUGUUAAGUUGUUUAUAACGAUUCGCCAAGUGUGUGUUUGAUUAUACGGCACAGCGGAGCCAACAGUUGGUUGUAUAUUUCAUGUGUGAGCUAAGGCGGGACAGCAACAAGUGGUGGCCCAGCGAUCAAAGUAAAAGCCAGCAAUAAAAAAAUGUCUCGUCAUGAGAAAACAAAGUCCACAGGUGGUGGCAUACUGGAGACCUGGUUUGGACGACCGUCCAAGUCGAAAGGCAAUAGCUUCAAUAGCGGCACUCUGACUCACGGCGGACGGCCCACCUCUCUGGACAAUGAGGGCGUGUUGAGCGUCGAGGAUGUGGAGCAUUACAUUCAGGAGCUGAGCGAGGCUCAGGUGGAUGCCAAGUUCUUGGAAAUCAUCGAGGAUAUGAAUAUACCCAAGGACAAGCGGGAACCGCUGCUGGCCAAGUCCAAGGAGGAGCGUCAAAAGAUGAUACUCUGGCACCUAAAAGGCAAAAACUCACUGGAGCGCAACACGCACUCCCGCUUCGAGAAGCCCAUCGACUAUGUGGAUUACUUGCAGAAUGGGGAGCACAGCGAGCAUAAGGUCUACCAGUGCGUGGAAUCGCUGCGCGUGGCCCUCACCAGCAAUCCCAUCUCGUGGAUCAAGGAGUUUGGGGAGGCGGGCAUCGGACAGAUCGAACAGCUUCUGUCGAGAGCUAAGAAGGAUCGCACCUACGAUCGCAUCGAAUUCGAGGCGAUACGAUGCCUCAAAGCGAUCAUGAACAACACGUGGGGUCUCAAUGUGGUGCUCGUGCCCGAUCAGCACAGUGUGGUCCUGCUGCUGGCCCAAUCUCUCGAUCCCCGCAAGCCGCAGACCAUGUGCGAGGCCCUCAAGCUGUUGGCCUCCUUUUGCAUCGUUUACGAGCGGAAUGGCUACGAGAAGGUGCUGCGAGCCAUCACCACGAUAGCAGCCACAUCGUACAAGUCCAGCGAACGCUUCCGACCGAUUGUGGAUGCACUGUUUGCAUCGGACAAGCAGGAUCCCAAGCGAGAGCUGGCCUGCCACAGUCUGAUCUUCAUCAAUACGCUGACGAACACACCCACGGAUCUGAACUUUCGCCUGCAUCUGAGGUGCGAGAUCAUGCGAAUGGGGCUGUACGAUCGUCUCGAUGAGUUCAAGAAGAUCGUGGAGUCCAGCAACAAUGAGGCCCUGCAGCAACACUUUAAGAUCUUCAACGAGAUUCGGGAGGAUGACUUUGAGGAGUUCGUGCAGCGGUUCGAUAAUGUGACCUUCAACAUGGAUGAUGCCCAGGACUGCUUCGAUGUGCUGAAGAACCUCAUCACGGACACCAACUCGGAGCCGUACUUCCUGUCCAUUCUGCAGCAUCUGCUGUACAUCCGCGACGACUUUUACUUCCGACCCGCCUACUAUCAACUGAUCGAAGAGUGCAUCUCGCAGAUCGUCUUCCACAAGGGCUACUGUGAUCCGAACUUUGCCAAUCGCGACUUUAACAUUGACACCUCGCUCCUGCUGGACGAUAUUGUGGAGAAGGCCAAGGCCAAGGAGUCGAAGCGCUCGGAGGAGUACGAGAAGAAGAUCGAGGAGCUAGAGAGCGCCAAGCAGGAGGCUGAGGCCAAGGCCGCACAUCUCGAGGAGAAGGUCAAGCUGAUGGAGGCCAAUGGUGUGGCCGCUCCAUCGCCCAAUAAGCUACCGAAAGUUAAUAUACCAAUGGCGCCGCCACCACCUGGUGGAGGAGGAGCACCGCCACCGCCGCCGCCUCCUAUGCCGGGUCAAGCGGGAGGCCCUCCGCCACCACCGCCAAUGCCUGGCAUGGGAGGACCCAGACCUCCACCCCCGCCGCCUAUGCCCGGAAUGGGUGGUGGUCCACCGCCACCACCCAUGAUGCCUGGCAUGAUGCGACCUGGAGGUCCACCUCCGCCCCCCAUGAUGAUGGGGCCCAUGGUGCCCGUGCUGCCGCACGGCCUGAAGCCCAAAAAAAAGUGGGACGUAAAGAAUCCUAUGAAGCGGGCCAACUGGAAGGCCAUUGUGCCGGCCAAAAUGUCCGAGAAGGCGUUCUGGGUCAAGUGCCAGGAGGAUAAGCUGGCCCAAGAUGAUUUCCUCGCAGAACUGGCCAUGAAAUUCUCCUCAAAGCCCGUGAAGAAAGAGCAAAAGGAUGCGGUGGACAAGCCGACAACGUUGACCAAAAAGACGAUCGAUCUGCGUGUACUCGACUCGAAAUCCGCCCAGAAUCUGGCCAUACUGUUGGGUGGCUCCCUCAAGCAUUUGUCAUACGAGCAGAUCAAGAUCUGUCUGCUGCGCUGCGAUACGGCCAUAAUGUCCUCCAAUAUACUGCAGCAGUUGAUCCAGUAUCUGCCGCCGCCAGAGCAGCUUAAGCGUUUGCAGGAGAUCAAAACAAAGGGAGAACCACUACCGCCCAUUGAACAGUUUGCAGCAACCAUAGGUGAAAUCAAACGCCUGUCGCCGCGCCUUCACAACCUGAACUUCAAGCUGACUUACGCGGACAUGGUGACGGAUAUCAAACCCGAUAUUGUGGCCGGUACAGCAGCCUGCGAGGAGGUGCGCAACAGCAAAAAGUUCUCCAAGAUCCUGGAACUGAUACUCCUGCUGGGCAACUACAUGAACUCGGGCUCCAAGAACGAAGCUGCCUUUGGCUUUGAGAUCAGCUACCUGACCAAAUUGACCAACACCAAGGAUGCGGAAAACAAGCAGACGCUGCUCCACUAUCUGGCCGAUCUCGUGGAAAAGAAAUUCCCCGAUGCCCUCAACUUUUACAGCGAUCUGUCGCAUGUGGACAGGGCGUCGCGUGUGAAUAUGGAUGCCAUACAGAAGGCAAUGAGGCAAAUGAAUUCGGCGGUAAAGAAUCUGGAAACGGAUUUGCAGAACAACAAAGUCCCGCAAUGCGAUGAUGACAAGUUUAGUGAAGUGAUGGGUAAAUUUGCUGAGGAAUGCAGACAGCAAGUCGAUGUAUUGGGAAAAAUGCAACUGCAAAUGGAGAAGCUUUAUAAAGACCUGAGCGAGUACUAUUCCUUCGAUCCCAUCAAGUACACCAUGGAGGAGUUCUUUGCCGACAUCAAGACCUUCAAGGAUGCCUUCAAGUCGGCCCACAACGAUAAUGUGCGCGCUCGCGAGGAGCAGGAGAAGAAGCAGCGCAUGCAGGAGGCUCGCGAACAGUCGGCCCGCGAACAAAUGGCCCGACAACAGCAGAAGCGUGCCCUGGUCGACAUGGAUGCGGCCCAGGCGCAGGAGGGCGUCAUGGACAGCCUGCUGGAGGCGCUGCAAACGGGUUCGGCAUUUGGCCAGCGCAAUCGACAGGCGCGCAGACAACGACCCGCGGGGGCCGAGCGACGAGCACAACUCAGUCGCAGUCGAUCCCGGACGCGAGUAAAUAAUGGCCAGCUAAUGACCCGCGAGAUGAUAUUGAACGAGGUGCUCGGCUCGGCGUAGUUUGGACACAGACACCCACCCACACACAUACACAAGCAAUUCCCCCUCCUCCCUCCUUCUCUGUACAUAUAUAAAUAGACAUCUGUAGCGAUCUAAGGGCCUAAGACAUUAGCCAUGUACAUCUGUAUCUGUAUAUCUGUGUAUCCGUAUCCGUAUCUGUGUAGCCUUGUGUACAUAUCAAUUCGAUUGGCAUGUGUACGGGUGGAGUUAGCUAAAGCAAAGAUAUCUAUUUUAACAAAGCCGCAAAGUACUAAAUAAGCUCUGGGCGGUAGCUCUCGUUGGAGAAUCGAUUUAAAUGAUGUGAAGCAUUGCUGAAAGUUUUUCAAGUCACAAAAUGGAAACAUUUUUCUACAUUAAACUAAGGCCUUCUACAAGGGCUAUCUAUACACUUGAUUAGAUAUCUCUAUUUGAGGAUUUUUAACGAAAAGAUAAAUUUGUGUAUUUUUACUAUUCUAAAGAAUAAUUGAACAUUUUUGUUUAAUAUGUGAUCCAUGAGGAAUAAGAAGACGAAGAACUAUAAUGAAAAUAGUUCAUUUUUGUUUCUAUAUAAUUUCUAAAACAAAUCUAAUGCCUUUUUUUAAGACUGUCUUUUCACUACUUUUAAAUCGAGAAAUCUAAAGUUACGUUUUAAUCUGUAUCUAACAAGUAUUCUUUGUCUACUUUAUUCAGUCUUUAUUAUGGAAUGCAAAUAUUAUUGAAUCAAAGAACUUAAAUCUAUGUUUAUU
Drosophila persimilis is the source of this 4150-nucleotide messenger RNA. RefSeq names its product protein diaphanous (gene dia). Bases 153 to 3425 code for a protein of 1090 amino acids. Gene Ontology annotation, cellular component: actin filament; cytoplasm. Gene Ontology annotation, molecular function: small GTPase binding; microtubule binding; actin binding. Gene Ontology annotation, biological process: actin cytoskeleton organization; actin filament polymerization. NCBI's taxonomy places the organism in Eukaryota, Metazoa, Arthropoda, Insecta, Diptera, Drosophilidae. The transcript has 5 exons. The record is from RefSeq and is a predicted model, not a curated record.